This is a messenger RNA of Callithrix jacchus (white-tufted-ear marmoset), 10475 nucleotides long. RefSeq names its product proline rich transmembrane protein 1B (gene PRRT1B). Lineage: Eukaryota; Metazoa; Chordata; Mammalia; Primates; Cebidae. The record is from RefSeq and is a predicted model, not a curated record. Gene Ontology annotation, cellular component: membrane.
UCUAGUCCUGCCUGGCUGGCUCCCCCUCCUACCCAACCCCUCCAGCCCUGCACAACCCUGCGGAGUCUCCCCCUGCCAGGAGGAGAGGCAGGUCCCGCGGAGCGCAGGGCGCCAGGGAGCGACUGUUGACCCAGCCGUGGGCAAACAAGGCGGUCAAUUAUUAACCGGCCGCGCGGCAGGCACCAGGAAACCCGAGCCCGCGGCGCAAGCCGAGCCGGCCCGACGGGAGGCGCAGGGCCAGGGAACCGUGCAGCCUCUGCAGCUGCCGCGGGCUCCGGCCAUGGAGGCAGGAGCUGGAGGCGCAGGUGCCAGAGGGGCAGGGUCAGACACGAAAGGGGGCGGCAGCCCCACCACCCCCCAAAACCCUCGGGGCCCCGCGCAGCCCGUCGCCCCCGAGGACCCCCGGAUUCUCGCGCAGCCUGCCGCCCCCGAGGACCCCCAGAUUUCAGCGCAGCCCGCGUUCCCGCAGCUUCCACUCCGCCCACGGCCCCUGGACGAGGAAGGAGCGCCCAGCGAGGAUGGGGCCGCGGGGGGCAGCGAGCGCGCCCCGGAGGACGCCCCGGCCCAGGCGGCGGGAGAGGCUGGGCCGGGUUCCAAGGCGGCGGCCGGAGGCGCCCACCACAUCGGCUUCGUGGAGGAGCCCCCGCCCUACGCGCCGCCGGACCCCAAGGCCGCGCCGCUGCUGUACCCGCCCUUCCCGCAGGUGCCCGUGCUCCUGCAGCCCACGGCGUCCGCGCUCUUCCCGCCGCCCGCCCCGCUCUACCCGGCCGCGCCCACGCCUCCCGCGCUCUUCCCGCAGCCCGCUGGGGCCGCCUUCCCCUUCCCCGUGUACAAUGGCCCCAUGGCUGGCGUGCCAGGCCCUGCCACAGUCGAGCACAGACCCCUGCCCAAGGACUACAUGAUGGAGUCAGUGCUGGUGACCCUGUUCUGCUGUCUGCUUACUGGCCUCAUCGCCAUCGUGUACUCCCACGAGACCCGCGCAGCCCUGGGCAGGGGCGACCUGGCCCAGGCUGAGGAAGCCUCGAGGAAGGCCCGCUCACUGGUGCUCUUCAGCCUGCUCUUUGGGGUCUUUGUGUCCACCAGCUGGGUCAUCUAUGUGGUGGUGGCACUCUACCUUCCCUGAGGCUGUGGCUCCCACUGAGAUGUCGGAUGCUGGAAUGCCCAGGGAUAACUGACUGGGCCAGACCCUUUCUCUGGACUUGGAUCCCUGCGGGUAGCCAGUUCUCGCCUGCAGAGGGGAUCUGGGGCCAGAGGAGGGCAGGCUUGGCAACCCUCAGCAGACUUGUGGCUGGGCCUAAGCCUCCUCAGCUUCCACAGGUGGCCCACUGGAGCUCAGUCCCUGUCCUAAUCUGAGAUAUCUCCAGAGCCCAGCCCCAGUCGUGGGACAGGGGGCCACCAGAGGUGCCUCCUCUCAAGGCCUUCUUUAGACACUUGCCUUCAUCUGUGCCCCGGGAGGCCCCUGUAGAAACCAAAGCCUUCACUGUCUUCAGAGCCACCUGGAAGGACAUUGCAACCUCUGCCUCCCCGCAACCUCCAGCCCAGCUUAGGCUGUCAGUAUAUCUUUCCCUUUGGGAGAGUGGAGCAUGGUGGCUCCUGCCUGGUUGUUCCCCUACCCCUUCCCCAUCUGUAGGCGGAGCUUGCAGUGAGCUGAGAUCACGGCACUAUACUCCAGCCUGGGUGAGAGUGAGACUGUCUCAAAAACAAAUGAAAAAACGAUUGCAGAGAGAGAGAGGAGGAAGGGGACCCCCAGCUGAGCCACACAAGAUUGACAGCUCAAGCUAAAUCAAUUGCUUUCUGAGCAGCCAUGGUGUGCUGCUUACAACCUGGCACCAGGGGCUAAAAGAGGAGAAUGGCCCAGCUCAGCCCAGCCCCUCCUCCAGAAAGCUGGAGAGGCAGGCAUGAGGAAAUAAGUGAGGAGCAGCCUGGAGACUGUGGAUUCCAGUUCAGCAUGCAGGGCCUGAGGUUCUAGAUUUCUUUUCUUUUUUGAGAUGGAGUUUCGCUCUUGUUACCCAGUCUGGAGUGCAAUGGCGUGAUCUCGGCUCACCGCAACCUCUGCCUCCUGAGUAGCUGGGAUUACAGGCACGUGCCAUCAUGCCCAGCUAAUUUUUUUUGUAUUUUUAGUAGAGACGGUGUUUCACCAUGUUGACCAGGAUGGUCUCGAUCUCUUGACCUCGUGAUCCACCCGCCUCGGCCUCCCAAAGUGCUGGGAUUACAGGCUUGAGCCACCGCGCCGAGCCAUGUUUUGUAUUUUUAGUAGAGAUGGGGUUUCACCAUGUUGACCAGGAUGGUCUCGAUCUCUUGACCUCAUGAUCCACCCACCUCAGCCUCCCAAAGUGCUGGGAUUACAGGCUUGAGCCACCGCGCCCGGCCUUUAGUCUUUUACGUUUUAACUCUUCUGGGAUGUGUGCAGGGGCAUUUCAGUGUGGUUUUAAUUUGCAUCUCUCUGAUGACUAACAAUGUUUAGUCUUUUAUCAUGUUUUUUUUUUUUUUUUUUUUUUUUAAAUACAGACAAGGUUCUCACUCUGUUGCCCCAGGCUGGAGUGCAGUGGUGUGUUCACAGCUCACUGUAACCUGGAAUUCCCGGGCUUAAGCAAUCCUGCUUUGGUCUCCCAAGUAGCUGGGACCACAGGUGUGCACUGCCACAUCUGGCUAAUUUUUAAAUUAUUUUUAUAGAGACAGGGUCUCUCUCAGUCACCCAGGCUGGUCUUAAACUCCUGGCCUCAAACAAUCCUCCUGUCUUGGUCUCCCAAAGCGCUAGGAUUACAGGUGUGAGCCACCUGGCCUAGCCUUUUAUCAUGUUUAUCGGCUAUUUGGAUGUCUCUUUUUAUGCAGUGCCUGUUCAAGUCUUGUGCCAUUUUUAUGUCGACUGUUUUAGAGCAGUUCUGUAUGUAAUUGGGAUGAGUCCUAUGCUAGAUACAGUAUUGCAAACACCCUUUCUCACUUUGUAACUUCCCUUUUCACUUUUUUUUUUUUUUUUUUUUUGAGAAGGAGCCUUGCUCUUGUCAUCCCCCAGCCUGGAGUGCAAUGGCACGAUCUCAGCUCACUGCAACCUCCGUCUACUGGGUUCAAGUAAUUAUCCCGCCUCAGCCUCUAUCCCUUUUCACUCUUAAUGGUGUCAUCUGGUAAAAAGUUCUCAGUUUUUUUUUUUUUUUGAGUCGGAGUCUUGCUCUUGUUGCCCAGGCUGCAGUGCAAUGGCACAAUCUCAGCUCACUGCAAGCUCUGCCUCCCAGGCUUAAGCGAUUCUCCUGCCUCAGCCUCCCGAGUAGCUGGGAUUACAGGUGCCCAUCACCAUGUUUGGCAAAUUUUGUAUUUUUAGUAAAGACAGGUUUUCACCACGUUAGCCAGGAUGGUCUUGAUCUCUUGACCUCGUGAUCCACCCACCUUGGCCUCCCAAAAUGCUUUGUUACAGGUGUGAGCCACCAUGCCCAGCCGUGUUUGUCUAUUCUUGUGCCACUAUCACACUUCAUUAUGUGGCACAAAAAUACUUGACACAUUGUUUUUCUCUAUUACUAAGGUGGGAGUGCAGUGGUGUGAUCACAGCUCACUGCAUCCUUAGCCUCCUGGGCUUAAGCAAUCCUCUCACCUCAGCCUCCCGAGGAGCUAGGACCACAGGUGUGUGCCACCACACUUGACUAAUUUUUUAUUUUUAAAGAUGGAGUCUCCCUAUGUUGCAAGUUUUUUUUUUUUUUUUUUUUAAGACAGGGUGUCACUCUGUUGUCCAGGCUGGAGUAUUGUGGUGUGACUGUCCCUCACUGCAGCCUCAAACCUCGAACUCCUGGGCUUAGGUGAUCCUCCUGUCUCAGUCUCCCAAGCAGUUGGGAUUACAAGCAUGAGCCCCAUGCCCCAAAAUCACUUUUUUUUUUGAGACAGAGUUUCGCUGCUGUUACCCAGACUGGAGUGCAAUGGCAUGAUCUCGGCUCACAGCAACCUCUGCCUCCUGGGUUCAAGCAAUUCUCCUGCCUCAGCCUCCCGAGUAGCUGGGGCUACAGGCGCGCGCCACCAUGCCCAGCUAAUUUUUGUAUUUUUAGUAGAGACAAGGGUUUCACCUUGUUGACCAGGAUGGUCUUGAUCUCUUGACUUUGUGAUCCACCCGCCUCGGCCUCCCAAAGUGCUGGGAUUAUAGGCGUGAGCCACCGUGCCUGGCCACUUUUUUUUUUUUUUUUUUUGAGAUGGAGUCUUACUCUGUUGCCCACACUGGAGUGGGGUGGUGCCAUCUUGGCUCAUUGCAACCUCCAACUCCUGGGUUCAGACGAUCCUCCCACCUCAGCCUCCCAAGUAGCUGGGACUACAGGUGUGCUCCACCACGCCCAGCUAAUUUUUGUAUUUUUAGUAGAGAAAGGGUUUUGCUAUGUUGGCCAAGCUGGUCUCAAACUCCUGACCUCAGGUGAUCUGCCCACCUCAGCCUCCCAAAGUGCUGGGAUUACAGGUGUGAGCCACUGCAUCCAGUCUCAAAUUCACUUCUUAAUUCUGAUCAUUUAUCUGUAGAUUCUGUUGGGUUUUUCUAUAUACAUAAUGUUGUCUCUUUAUAAUGAGUUUUUUGUCUUCCUUUUUUUUUUUUUUUUGAGAUUGAGUCUUGCUCUGUUGCCCAGGCUGGAGUGCAUGGAGUGCAACGGUGCCAUCUAGGUUCACUGUAACCUCCGCCUCGCAGGUUCAAGCGAUUCUCCGCCUCAGCCUCCUGAGUAGCUGGGAUUACAGGUGUGGGCCACCACGCCUGGCUAAUGGUGUGUGUGUGUAUGUGUUUAGUAAAGACCGGGUUUCACCAUGUUGGCCAGGCUGGUCUUGAACUCCUGACCUUGUGACCUGCUCGCCUUGGCCUCCAAAAGUGCCAGGAUUAUAGGCAUGAGCAACUGCACCUGGCCUUGUCGUCCUUUUUCAAUUCUUGCCCACCUUGGGUAUUUUUCUUGCCUUAAUGCACUAGCUGGGACCCCUAGUGUAAGGCUGAAUAGGAGUGCUGACAGAAAACAACCUUGUCGUUUUCCCAGUUUCAUAACGAAGGCUUUCAACAUUUCACCUUAUUAAAAAAGAUUUUUUUUGCAGGUUAUGGAAGUACCCUUGUAUUCCUAGUUUAUAGAGUUUUAAAAAAUUAUACAUGGAUAUUGAAUUUUAUUUUCAUGUAUACUGAGAAAAUUAUCAAAUUUAUUCCAUUAAUAUGGUAACAUGUUGAUUUUCAAAUGUUAAGACAGCUUUUCAUUCCUGGAAUAAAUUCAUCUUAAUGAGCAUGUAUUAUUGUACUUUCUAUACAUCGCUGGCUUUGCUAACAUUUUGUUUAGAACUUUUGCACUAUGUUCACGAGUGAAAUUGGACUGUGAUUUUCGUUCCUGUUACGGUUUCGGUGUCAUAGUUAUGUUGGUUUCAUCACAAAGGUUGAAAUCGUUUCUAUUUUUGUCUUUGGAAGUGUUGUAUAAGAUUUGACGUUUUCUAUUCCUCAAAUGUCUGGGAGAGAGGUGUGUUAGCACUUCCCACUAGGAGCAUAGGUUUAUCCAUUUCUCCUAAUACUGUCAGCUUUUGCUUGACCUAUUUUGAGGACAUGUAAUUAACUAGGUGUUCACAAAUUUAGAAAUUGUUAAAUCUGGUGAGCAUGAUUCGUAUCUUUACAAAGUGUCCCCUUUGUGACUCUAGCAAUGCCUUUUGCCUUCGAGUCUGCUUUUUCUGAUAUUAAUAGAGCUAUGCUUUGGGUUUUUUGGUGGUCCUAUUUGCAGAGUAUAUUUUUUUCCAAAAUUUUACUUUCAACUUUUCUGUACUUGUAACUUAAUAUUUAUUUAUUUAGAGACAGGGUCUCACUCUGUUGCCCGGGCUGGAGCGCAGUGGUGGUGAUCAUGGCUCACUGCAGCCUGGACUUCCCAGGUUUGGGUGAUCCUCCUACCUCAGCCUACCCAGUAGCUCUGGGACUACAGGCACUCACCACUACACCUGGCUAGUUUUUCUAUUUCUUGUAGAGAUAGGGUUUUGCCAUGUUGCCCAGGCUGGUCUUGAACUCCUGGGCUCAAGUGAUGCACCUGCCCCAGCCUCCCAGUGUUGAGGUUACAGGUGUGAGCCACUGUGGCCAGACAUUUUCAUCAUUUUUUUUUUUUUUUUUUUUGAGACAGAGUCUUGCUCUGACACCAGGUGCCAGGCUGGAGUGCAGUGGGGCAAUCUCGGCUCACUGCAACCUCUGCCUCCUGGGUUCAAGCAAUUCUCCUGCCUCAGCCUCCGGAGUAGCUGGGACUACAGGUCUGCGCCACCACACCCAGCUACUUUUUGUAUUUCAGUAGAGAUGGGGUUUCACCAUGUUGGCCAGGCUAGUCUUGAUCUCUUGAGCUUGUGAUCCGCCCACCUUGGCCUCCCAAAGUGCUGGGAUUACAGGUUGGUUGCUGUUUUACAUAGUGACUGUUCAUUUACCCACCUGUUUACUCUUUUUGUUGCUCCUUCAUUCUCUCCUGCAAGUGUGAUCUUCCAUUUGGGAUCAUUUUCCUUCUGCCUGAGGCAGUUUAGUCUUUGCUUAGUGUGGGUCUGCGGUGGUGAGUUUUCUGUUUUUAUUCGUCUCACAGUAUCUUGAUUUUGCCUGCAUUCUUGAAAGGUAUUUUCACUGACUGCAGAAUUCUGGAUGGUGGUCCUAUUCUCUCGGCAUUGAAGAAGAUGCCAUUCCCUUAUCUUCUGGCCUCAGUCAAUUCUGUUGAGGCGUCUAAUUGUGACUCCUUUGAAGGUAACCGGCCCUUUUUCCCCUUAUGGUUGCUUAAAGAUUUCUUUUUCUCUUUGGUUUUCAAAAGCUUAGCCAUGCUAUGCUUUGGUGUAUUCUUUUUUUUUUUUUUUUUUUUUUUUUUUCUGAGAUGGAGUCUUGCUCUGUCGCCCAGACUGUAGUGCAGUGGUGUGAUCUCAGCUCACUGCAAUCUCCACCUCCUGGGUUCAAGUAAUUCUCCUGCCUCAGCCUCCCGAGUAGCUGGGAAUACAGGUGUGUGCCACCACACUCAGCUAAUUUUUUUGUAUUUUUAGUAGAGAUGGGGUUUCACCAUGUUGGCCAGGAUGGUCUCGAUCUCCUGACUUCAUGAUCCACCUGCCUCAGCCUCCCAAAGUGUGGGGAUUACAGGCGUGAGCCACUGCACCGGGCUGACAUAUUCUUUUUAUCCUGUUUGGGGUUCAUAGGCUUCUUGAAUCCAAGGCUUGAUGCUUUCCUGUCAAGGACUGAUCAGGAGACAGAGAGUAAUUUUUAACAGGAAAAGGUUAAUAUAAAGAAUAAUUCAAAGAGAAGAGAAACUGUGGAUGCUAACAAAUACUCUAGGGCUGCAGGUGAGCACCCAAGAGGAAGAACUUAUCCAUGGCUGGGAUUGAGAAGUCACCGGAGGUGUGGGUGCAUUCAAAGCCAGGUGAGUUCUGGACUGUCCUCUUUUCCCCUUCACUACACUUUUGUCUGAAGUGCUGCUCAGUUUCUCAGCCACCUAGUCUGGAAUUGUCAGACGUCUGACGUCCUUAACAUUACCUGGCUCACGAUGUCAGGCCUCCCUCCCGUGUCUCUUUCUGAAUCCUGGCCCAGUAAUUCCUCCUUCUCUCCUAGCUCUCUGAUGACUUCAGGCAGGGUUAUAUUAUAUUAUAAUGUUUUAUUUUAGUUUUUGAGACAAAGUUUCACUCCUGUGGUGCAGGCUGGAGUGUAGUGGUGAGAUCUCAACUCACUGCAACCUCCGCCUCCCAGGUUCAAGCAAUUCUCUUGCCUUAGCCUCCCAAGUAGCUGGGAUUACAGGUGUGUGCCACCAUGCCUGGCUAAUUUUGUAUUUUUUCAGUAGAGAUGGGGUUUCACCAUGUUGGUCAGCCUGAUCUUGAACUCCUUACCUCAAGUGAUCCACCUGCCUCAGUCUUCCAAAGUGCUGGCAGGGUUUUAAAAUCUGAUCAAGCUUUCCUAGCAAGACAGAUGGGUGGAAUUGCCCCAUCUGCCGUUACCAGAGUAGAAAUUCUUUCUGAACACAUUUUAGAAUUAACUUCAUCAAGGACCACACAGUCCUUCUGGGAUUUCCUUUGGAAUAGUUUUGAAUUUAUACAUUAUCUGGGGGAGAAGUGACAUCUUUACAGAAGUUGGCUGGGCAUGGUGGCUCAUGCCCUGUAAUCCCAGCACUUUGGGAAGCCAAGGCAGGUGGAUUACUUGAGCCCAGGAGUCUGAAAUCAGCCUGGGAAACAUGACAAGACCUGUCUCUACUAAAAAUACAAAAAAAAAAAAAAAAUUAGCUGGACAUGGUGCCGUGCACCUGUAGUCCCAGCUACUGGGGAGGCCGAGGUGGGAGGAUCGACUGAGCCCAGGAAUGUGAGGCUGCAGUUGAGCCAAGAUUGCACCACUGUACUGCAGCCUGAGUGACAGGAGUGAGACCCUGUCUCAAAAAACUAACAAACAAAACCACCAAAAAACUCCCAGAAAGUUAAAUUUCCUAUCCACAAACAUUCACAUCUCUCAAUUUAUUAAGGUUUUUUUUUAAUGCUUUUUAAUACAAUGUUACCAUUUUUCCUAUAAAGGUUUCAUACAUCUUUUGCUGGUGUUAUGUCUAGGACCUUAAGAUUUGUGAUGCUGGUAUAAACAGGGGCCUUUAAGAAUUACAUUUUUUGCAGCUGGGUGUGGUGGCAUGUGCCUGUAAUCUGAGUUACUUGGGAGGUUCAGGUGGGAGGAUUGCCUGAGCUCAAAAGUUUGAGGCUGCAGUGAGCCAUGAUCACACUCCAGCCUGGGCAACAGAGAAAACAAACUAAAAUCCUCACGAAAAAAAGGAUUACGUUUUCUGAUUGCUCAUUGAUUGUAUAUAGGAAUGUCUUUUUUUUUUUUUUGAGACAGGGUCUCACUCUGUGGCCCAGGCUGGAGUGCAGUGGCGUGAUCGAGCUUACUGCAACCUCUGCCUCCCAGGUUCAAGCAAUGCUCCUGCCUCAGCCUCCCAAGUAGCUGGGAUUACAGGCCCCCACCAUUACAUCCAGCUAGUUUUCUGUAUUUUUAAUAGAAACGGAGUUUCACCAUAUUGGGUAGGCUGGUCUCGAACUCCUGACCUGGUGAUUCGCCUGCCUCAGCCUCCCAACGUGCUGGGAUUACAGGCAUGAGCCACUGCACCUGGCCAGGAAUAUGUUUAACUCUAUCUGGUUGUAUAGCUAGCGACCUCGAUAGAUUUUCUGGUUUAUCUCUUAGUUCUUUUUUCUUACAACGUUGGCAAGGAUCCCCAGUACAAUGAAUAGACAAGGUGUUAGUGGGAUCUUUCUUUCUGAUUUUAAAAGAAGCACUUUGAAUAUUUCACAAUUACGCAUGUCUAUAUAGGAUUUUGGAAGGUAACCUUUAUCAGAUUAAAGAGGCUUUCUAUUUCUAGUUAACAAAAAGGUUUUUUUUUUGGCCAGCCUCGGUGUCUUGCACCUGUGAUCUCUACACUUUGGGAGGGCAAGGUGGGUAGAUCGCUUGAGCUCAAGAGUUCAAGACCAGCCUGUCCAACAUGGUAAAACCCAGUCUCUAUAAAAAAUACGAAAAUUAACUGAGUGUGGCAGUGGGUGUCUGUAGUCCCAGCUACUCGGGAGGCUGAGGUGGAUCGCUUGAGCCUGGGAGGUUGAGGUUGCAGUGAGCCAAGAUUGUGCCACUGCACUCCCGCGUAGGGGACAAAAGUAAAACCCGAAAUUUUUAUUAUUCAUAAUAAAAAUAAUGGAUGGAUUUUAACAAAGGCUGUUCUGUGACUACUGCAGUGAUUCUAUGGCUUUCUUCCUUUAAUUUGUUAAUGUGGUACAUUUGGGGGAAGUGAGGCCAUGCCGUGAAAAUAAACCCUGAAGUCUCCAUGGCUUCAUUUUUUCAUUCACAUCAAGCAAACACAGCCAGGAUGAGUGGGGUGGUCCCUGUCCAGGCUCUCCCCAUUUGGGGCUCUGCCAUCUCAACACCCAGACUCCAGGGGUACUGGGGGCAGGAAAGAGUAAGUAUGAACCUGCACAACAGUCCUUAAAUGCCCACGGCACAGUGACACGUGUCUGCCUCUCAGAUCUCAGGCAGGGGGCUGGGAAGUGUAGUCCUGUGUGCCCAAGAAGGAGACGCAAACCAGGUGUGGAGCAGCAGCGUCUAGCAUGGGAUCAGUGACAUUCAUUAACUGGUUGAAAUUAUUACAUCCUUGCAUUUUUGAGAUAAGCUCAACUUGGUCAGGAAGAACGGUUAUGCGUUUCUGGUUUGGGGUUGCUAAGAUGAUUUUAUAAGUUUUGUAUCAGUAUUCACAAAUUGGACUGACUUGUAAUUACCUUGUACCAUUCUUGUCUUGAUUCAAUGUCAAGGUUAUAUUCUGUUCAUAAAACAAGUUGUUGGUCUGGGCACAGUGGCUCACGCCUGUAAUCCCAGCACUUUGGGAGGCCGAGGCGGGUGGAUCAUGAGGCCAAGAGAUCGAGACCAUCCUGGUCAACAUGGUGAAACCCCGUCUCUACUAAAAAUACAAAAAUUAGCUGGGCAUGGUGGCACGUGCCUGUAAUCCCAGCUACUCAGGAGGCUGAGGCAGGAGAAUUGCCUGAACCCAGAAGGC